AUGCAAGAUGGAAGGGUGAUAGCAUAUGCUUCGAGGCAGCUCAAACCACAUGAAGAGAACUAUCCGACUCACGACUUGGAAAUGGCGGCUGUCGUGGAGUUGAAUCUGAGGCAACGUAGAUGGUUGAAGUUGGUGACGGACUGUGACUUGGAGAUUUUAUAUCAGGAAGGUAAGGCAAAUGUGGUUGCUGAUGCUUUGAGCCGGAAGUCAAGUCAUGACGUAUGUUCGAUGACAUUACCCAUAGACUUGUGUCAUGAGUUCGAGAAGUUACAAAUUCAGGUAGUGGGUCCUAAGGUGAUUGAAGGAUAUAUGGGUGCCUUGUCGGUUGACCCCGAGAUUUUGAGGGAGAUUCAGGAUGCUCAAGUUAAUGAUGAUGAUUUACUCGACUUAGCGAUGAUGGUGCAACAAGACAUUGCGGAGUAUGUCGUCAAGUGUUUGAAUUGUCAAAAGGACAAGGCGGAGCCUAAGACACCUAUGGGUUUGUUGAAACCUUUAGAGGUUCUGGAAUGGAAGUGGGACUCGAUUGCUAUGGAUUUUUUGACCGGAUUACCAAAGUCGAGAUCGAGCACAGAUGCCAUUUGGGUGGUUGUUGAUCGAUUGACUAAGGCAGCAGUUUUUAUCCCAAUAAGAAUGACUUUGAGCAUGCAAAAGUUGGUGAGGUUGUAUGUCCAACACGUGGUGAAGAGGUAUGGAGUCCCGGAGGUGAUUGUUUCGGAUUGUGACCCUCAUUUUCAGUCGCAUUUUUGGGAAGAAUGA
This is a messenger RNA of Andrographis paniculata, 756 nucleotides long. RefSeq lists its product as uncharacterized. Bases 1 to 756 code for a protein of 251 amino acids. The record is from RefSeq and is a predicted model, not a curated record. The transcript is spliced from 3 exons. Gene Ontology annotation, molecular function: nucleic acid binding. Gene Ontology annotation, biological process: DNA integration. NCBI's taxonomy places the organism in Eukaryota, Viridiplantae, Streptophyta, Magnoliopsida, Lamiales, Acanthaceae.